This is a messenger RNA of Drosophila eugracilis, 2145 nucleotides long. RefSeq names its product ubiquitin carboxyl-terminal hydrolase CYLD (gene CYLD). The record is from RefSeq and is a predicted model, not a curated record. Gene Ontology annotation, molecular function: cysteine-type deubiquitinase activity; K63-linked deubiquitinase activity. Gene Ontology annotation, cellular component: cytosol. The transcript is spliced from 11 exons. Gene Ontology annotation, biological process: protein K63-linked deubiquitination. NCBI's taxonomy places the organism in Eukaryota, Metazoa, Arthropoda, Insecta, Diptera, Drosophilidae. Bases 165 to 2093 code for a protein of 642 amino acids.
UCAGAAUUCAUUCCAAUCGCAUUCUAAGACAUAAAUUGUAUUAAUACUAAAAAAAUUCAAAGAUAAAACCACCUUAUUAUUUGUUUGUCCACAAUAUAUGUUUAGGACGAAAAGUGUAAUAAAGUUUGGUAAAAUUUAAAUUGGUCAUCGUUUAGUUGGAAAUAAUGAAUUCCAAAUCCGACCAUGAAGGAGAAAAGGAAAAAAAGUUGACCAAUACUAAUAGGUUUGGGGAUUGCCUAGAGAACUAUGAGCUAUCCAACGAGACCGAAAACAAGGCCCAUGUUUACCCAAAGAAGAUUCCCAACAGAAAAAAUGGAAUAUUAAAAAACACCGAUGCCAACCACGGUACUGUGGAAAAUCCCUAUCACGAGGAUGUGGAUUUGGCGGACAUUCUUGGAACGAAUUGGCCAAAACGAGCUGGAGCAGCUGCUAUGAUUUUAAAUAACAAAAGCAAAACAGUGACUGAAUCUAUUGGGUGCGAAGAUGCCAUAAAGAAGCCAGCUUCCCCUAUCUUAGUAAAACCAGAGCCAGAGGAACCCUUACGUUUUACAAUCGCUGACUAUCAGCCUCUGAUUGAAAUACCAGGAACAGAACUAGCAAUUGGUUCCCUUGUAGAAGUCUCGAAUACUGGUGUGUGUGAAGAUCUAUAUGGCGUUAUAAGAUGGAUUGGCAUCCCUCCAGGUUCACCGCGAAAUGUACUCGUUGGAAUAGAGGUUGAAGAUGAAUCUAACUUGAAAAAUGUUGUGACAUCGGAUGGAAGGCAUAAUGGCGUUCGACUAUUUACUUGCCAUGAUGGUCGUGCUAUUUUUGUACCAGCCAAUAGAUGCACUGCUGAUCGGCGAUUUGCUGAUGUAGACAACAGUAUUUCUGCAAACAGAGUUUCCAACAAUCAUGCAAAAAAAUUUGGCGUCGCUGACUGUCCUGCUAUUUAUGGCUCGAUACCUCCAUUGGAAAUUCACAACUCCGAGGAACUUGCAGGAAUUUGUGGGAAGUUUAAAGGAAUACAAGGACACCACAAUUCCUGCUAUCUUGACGCAACACUUUUUUCGAUGUUCACAUUCACCAGUGUAUUUGAUUCAAUUCUGUACAGACAUCCGGGACCACAAGACAUUCGUAAUUAUAGUGAAGUUCAGAAGGUUUUGCGUGAUGAAAUCGUGAAUCCAUUGAGAAAAAAUGUUUUUGUUCGAUCCGACCGUGUGAUGAAACUUCGCGAACUAUUGGACCAGCUUAGUUCUGUUAGCGGUCUCACCUGCGAGGAGAAAGAUCCUGAAGAGUUCCUAAAUAGUUUGCUCUCACAAAUUAUGCGAGUUGAGCCGUUUUUAAAGCUAAGCUCAGGACAAGAUUCUUAUUUUUACCAACUAUUUGUUGAGAAGGAUGAAAAGUUAACUUUGCCGAGUGUCCAACAACUGUUUGAACAAAGCUUUCACUCUUCGGAUAUAAAACUUAAGGAGGUUCCAUCUUGUUUUAUCAUACAAAUGCCUCGUUUCGGAAAAAACUAUAAGAUGUAUCCUCGAAUAUUGCCUUCGCAAGUACUUGAUGUAACAGACAUAAUUGAAAAUUCACCGCGACAGUGCUCUCUAUGUGGCAAGCUGGCUGAGUACGAGUGUCGAGAUUGCUUUGGUAGCCUGCAAGCUGGCUCAGGACUUGAAUGCACCGCGUUUUGUCCCAAAUGUCUUAAGACAUUUCACUCCCACAUAAAAAGAACUAACCAUGUUUCAAAAAAGAUAUUCAGUCCGAAAGAGUUUAGAAUCAUGGCCGAGCACAUGGUUGUUCCGCGAUUGUAUAUGGAAUUGUUUGCAGUCGUUUGCAUAGAAACGUCUCAUUAUGUGGCGUUCGUAAAGUCCGGUUCUGGACCCGAUGCACCGUGGUGCUUCUUUGAUUCUAUGGCUGAUAGAAAAGGUGAACAGAAUGGAUACAAUAUACCUGAAAUUACGUGUGUUCCAGAAUUAACACAGUGGCUCUCAGAAGAAGGCGCACGAUCUAUAAAUGAAACUUCAACGAACGAUAAAGUAUUACCUGAACACGCUAAGCGUAUUUUUUGCGAUGCCUAUAUGUGUCUGUACCAAAGCACAGAUAUUAUGAUGUACCAUUAGAACAAAUUUAUCUAUAAUAAACAUGAAUGAAAUAAAAUUUUUAUAAAAAUCA